UCAGUAUACCACACUCGCAAUUCGAAUUUCGAAAACUCAUAUCUUUCUGUUUAAACGGCGUCUUGAUAAACGCCGCUCUUCUCCUCUUUGAAAUUUGAAUUUUUAGGGUUUCGGUGAAAAUGAGAGAGUGCAUUUCGAUCCACAUUGGUCAGGCUGGUAUUCAGGUCGGAAAUGCCUGCUGGGAACUUUACUGCCUCGAGCACGGCAUUCAGCCUGAUGGCCAGAUGCCAGGUGACAAGACUGUUGGAGGGGGUGAUGAUGCAUUCAACACCUUCUUCAGCGAAACUGGAGCUGGAAAGCAUGUACCCCGGGCUGUUUUUGUAGAUCUUGAGCCCACUGUCAUUGAUGAAGUGAGGACAGGAACAUACCGACAGCUCUUUCACCCUGAACAACUCAUAAGUGGCAAGGAAGAUGCAGCCAACAAUUUUGCCCGUGGCCACUAUACCAUUGGGAAAGAGAUUGUUGAUCUUUGCUUGGAUCGCAUACGAAAGCUUGCAGACAACUGUACUGGUCUUCAAGGGUUCCUGGUCUUCAAUGCUGUUGGUGGUGGUACUGGUUCAGGUCUGGGGUCGCUUCUUCUGGAGCGUCUCUCUGUUGACUAUGGAAAGAAGUCAAAACUUGGUUUCACAAUAUAUCCUUCACCACAAGUCUCAACUUCUGUUGUUGAGCCUUACAACAGUGUCCUGUCAACUCAUUCCCUCCUUGAGCACACUGAUGUUUCCAUCCUUCUGGACAAUGAAGCCAUUUAUGACAUUUGCAGGCGCUCACUGGACAUUGAGCGCCCUACUUACACCAACCUUAACCGCCUUAUCUCACAGGUUAUCUCUUCACUCACAGCAUCUUUGAGGUUUGAUGGUGCUUUGAAUGUUGAUGUGAAUGAAUUCCAGACCAAUCUUGUGCCAUACCCCAGGAUCCAUUUUAUGCUUUCCUCGUAUGCUCCUGUCAUUUCUGCUGAGAAGGCCUACCAUGAGCAGCUCUCAGUUGCAGAGAUCACCAACAGUGCCUUUGAGCCAUCUUCCAUGAUGGUUAAGUGUGACCCUCGUCAUGGCAAGUACAUGGCGUGCUGUCUCAUGUUCCGUGGUGAUGUGGUGCCAAAGGAUGUUAAUGCUGCUGUGGCCACCAUCAAGACUAAGCGCACCAUCCAAUUCGUUGACUGGUGCCCUACAGGAUUCAAGUGUGGUAUUAACUAUCAGCCACCAACUGUUGUUCCUGGUGGCGACCUUGCUAAGGUGCAGAGGGCUGUUUGCAUGAUUUCCAAUUCAACCAGUGUCGCUGAGGUCUUCUCACGCAUUGACCAUAAGUUUGAUCUGAUGUAUGCCAAGCGUGCUUUUGUCCAUUGGUAUGUUGGUGAGGGCAUGGAGGAAGGUGAAUUCAGUGAAGCACGUGAGGAUCUUGCUGCCUUGGAGAAGGAUUAUGAAGAGGUUGGUGCUGAAGGUGAUGAUGAAGGGGAGGGAGAAGAUGAUGAUGAGUACUGAGCUGUGUUGUAAUAUGUAGAAUGCUUUUCUGCUUUUAUGUUACCAGUUACUGCCUUUAUGAUGCACUAGUAAGACCUUAUAUUUCUUGAGAUUGUUAAAUUCUGCUGUGAUGUUAAAACAUUGGUGUUUGUUUUACUAAGUUCUUUGUUAUGUUUUGCUUUCUCUA
Molecule: messenger RNA, 1641 nt
Organism: Nicotiana tabacum (common tobacco)
Lineage: Eukaryota; Viridiplantae; Streptophyta; Magnoliopsida; Solanales; Solanaceae
Product: tubulin alpha-2 chain-like
Biological process (GO): microtubule-based process
Cellular component (GO): microtubule
Molecular function (GO): GTP binding; structural constituent of cytoskeleton
Source: RefSeq, a predicted model, not a curated record